Clonostachys rhizophaga is the source of this 2193-nucleotide messenger RNA. The record is from the annotation of a GenBank genome assembly. Lineage: Eukaryota; Fungi; Ascomycota; Sordariomycetes; Hypocreales; Bionectriaceae.
AUGACUGAUAUCGAACUGGAUAUCGAUAUAACCCAGCCACUGGGUUCUAGUGGACUGGCCGGUGAUGAAGAUUUGAUUGAUUACGAAGACGAUUACUCGCAUGAGAACAUUUCCGCGAUCAAGAGGAGUGAUGCUCCAUUUCCAGAUGAGGAUUCCAUCGGGCAAAUAAAUACAGAUACCAUCCAUGCCAAGCCAGAAAUUCAUGGAUCACUGGAAGAAAUCGAUGCCGGAGAACUUGGCCUAGACUCGACUGAAACGGGGGAUGCUGAAGCUCUUGUUGGAGAUGAAGAAGGCCAACUAGAGUUCCCCUACGAACAAGACCAGGGCAAGUUGGAAACCGAGACCUUGGACCAGUCUAGUAUCACCGUUGAUACUCACGAUGGGAAUGGGUCUUCUCAUGACGAGCAUCAAACUACCCAACAUGAUAGUCAUAACAAGGUCGAUAAUCAUGACACGAGCAACGAGCAAUAUCCUCAUCCCUCUGAAUUAGAUAAUGCCGAUGCUGAAGGAUAUGAGAAUCACGAGGUCGAGGAUUACGACAAGGAUGAGGACCACAGCCAUGAUAUUGGCGUAGAAGCGCUGGCUUUUGGUGGUGACGAACCUACGUCUCAUGACGAGGGCGAUGCCGAUGAACAUGACCUGAAAGGUCAAAGUACAAACGAGCUUGAUGUCCACGACGAUUUAAUGGAUGAAGAUCACACCCAUGAAAGUCGAGACCAUUCUCAUGAACAGCCGGAGGGUGACAUUUCGGACUCUGGGAAAAUGGGAUCUAAUGAUCUGGACGACGAGAUUACUUGGGAGGAUGAAGAAGAAGCCCAAGCUAAGGAGGUGGUGGAGGAGGCUGAUAUAUCAACCGAAGGACUCGUUCCUGCAGAGGAGCAUACCGCCGAAGGUGAGCAGACACAACAAUCGCCAACCCCGCAUGAAGGCUCGGAAAGCACCACAGACGAGACCGAAGCGGUCGAGACACAGCAGUCAAAUCAGGAGGCUGGCAUGGACCACGAUCAGCUUGGUACUGAUAAUGAGGGCACCGAGGACGAAAAUCCAGAAUUUCCAGCAGUCGUUGUGCAAUACAAGGGAGAGGAAUUUCCUCUUUUUUCUCCGUCUUCGGGGGGAUUUUUUGCGGAGAUCUCUAUUCUCGAUGAUACGAUCGAGGGGCUGCUGGCAAGCUUCAGAACCGAACUCUCGAAUGAACUUAGCACAGAAGAUGAUCUAGUUUUCCAGAUUGACGAGCUUGGUCUGGAAUAUGCUGAGUCACACCCCCAUGACUUAUUAUGCACUUGCACCUUGCGCCAGAUUUUGGAAAUAUUUGACAUGCUCGUUAAGAACCAAGACCCGGGCGGUACGCGUACACUUUACACUUGUCUGUUCACGAAGCCCAACCCCCCCAAGCGGUGGGAGGCCCUGCUAGAAAGUGCAGCAUCUGGUCAGGGCCUGGAGGAGGUCAUGCAUAUUUUCAAUCCUCGUGUUCCCACUAGCACCGAAGCGGAGGCUUGGGGAGGCUCCGAGGAGUAUGGGCUCCUUGACGAAUAUGAAAGUGUUGAAGAUGAUCAAGCGGAAGUGACAUACGAGGAUACCGAGGAGCAAAACGAAGAAGAAAUUGAUAUAGCAGAAGCUAAUCAUGCCCAAGAGGAAGGGGGUCACCCCAACUCGGCAACGGGCUAUAUUGAUGCACAGGAAGUCGAAGAGCCUGACCGCAACACCGAUAACGACGAUUUCGAACAGUCACCCGUUGCCAAUCAAUUUGAUCAGCCGACGGUCCAAGCAACUACGAACGUACCCUCAACUUCCAAUAUCGAGAGCAAUUCCGCUGUCAAUGCAACCUCGCAUGUUGAAGUGAUCGAUCAAGAUGAGGAGGUUGAUUUCGGGCUAGGCGAUGACGCACAAGUCAUAUCCCAACACAUUGCCGAGGGAGAAUUCGACGACGAGCCAUCUGGCAGCACAACGACGAACACUUUGCAUGCUGAUGAGACCGAGGACCAGCAUGUGAGAUUUCUUGAGGAUCAGGCCCUUCAAGAUGAGAAUGAUGAUCAGUACCAAGUAGAUUUGGUUGAGAUUGAUUGGAACGAAGCUGAAGAAAAUGAAAUUGCCACUGGAGGCGAGUCUACAACACCGUCCGCCAAACGGUCUUAUCCGACCGACCCACAGGAUGCGGAUGAAAACUCAGAUGCCAAACGGCGCCGGUCCUCUUGA